Molecule: messenger RNA, 4034 nt
Organism: Leucoraja erinaceus (little skate)
Lineage: Eukaryota; Metazoa; Chordata; Chondrichthyes; Rajiformes; Rajidae
Product: nuclear receptor subfamily 5 group A member 2-like
Exons: 9
Coding region: 1611-3089 (492 amino acids)
Biological process (GO): tissue development; regulation of transcription by RNA polymerase II; hormone-mediated signaling pathway
Cellular component (GO): RNA polymerase II transcription regulator complex
Molecular function (GO): zinc ion binding; nuclear receptor activity; RNA polymerase II cis-regulatory region sequence-specific DNA binding
Source: RefSeq, a predicted model, not a curated record
AUUCGUAUGACCCAGAUACUUGGCAAUAACAUCAUAAAGCUGUCCGUGGAUCAGAUUAAAGCUUCUUCAUUACCAGUGCUCCCGUUAGAUCAAAUUUCACAACUGGAGCUUCAAGUUUGACAGCAUUCUAGGUUCAAAGGACCUCGUUCUCGAUUGUUUAAGAAAGAACUGCAGAUGCUGGAAAAAUCGAAGGCAGAUACUAUGGAACAGUGUCUCUCUUCCCAUCAGAACUGCCCCCUCCAUCACCUCUUUUAAGUCGAAACUUAAAACUUAUUUCUACUCUCAAGCCUUUCUUGAGGUCCUCUGAGGGAGCGCUGUAUGUAUAAAAUGCUGGAGUAACUCAGCGGGUCAGCCGGCAUCUCUGGAGAAAAGAAGAAUAGACGACGAGAAUAAACAGAGAUUCAGAGUCCCUCUGAGGAUCCUCCAGUGCUUCUACUCAGCGGCUGCAGAAAGCAUCUUGUCUGGAAACAUCACUAUCUGGUUUGGGAACUGCGCUGCCCAGGACUAGAAGGCUCUGCAGAGAGUAGUGCGUUCGGCCGGACGCACUAUGGGAACAACACUCGUCCCUCUGCAGGAACUAUACAUCAGCAGGUGCAGAUUCAGAGCCAGCAACAUUAUGGGGGACCCCUUCCCCCCCAGCAACGGACUGUUCCAGCUGCUACGGUCAGGCAAACACCUCCGCUGUCAUGCUGUGAAAACAGAGAGGAUGAGAAGGAGUUUCUUCCCAGAGGCCAUUAGGACUGUAAAAUCUUAUCUCACCAGGGUGGGAGAUUGCAACCUUCACGUGGUCUGCCCUGUUUCGACGAAUGCAAUCAACCCGGCAUGCGCAAUCAAGUAAGAUCAAAUAGAACAAGUUGUCCUGCAACUUUAGGCUGUGCAUGCCAUACGCAAGAGGAAGAAGACCUUUCGACUGACUGGUUAGCACGCAACAAAAGUCUGACAAUAAACCAUACUGGAGGGGUGUGGAUCAUGUGCAGGCAGUCAGAGAUGGUACAGGCAUCAUGUUCGGCACAGACAUUGUGGGCCGAAGGGCCUGUUCUUGUGCUGUACUGUUCUACCAUCAUGUUCCCUGUCCCGUGUUCUGCGUGACGGAACUGGCGAUUCAGUGACAUUAACGUACCGCAUUGAUUCUUAGAAGAUACGCAACCCCUUUGCUUUCAAACCACAAUCGACAACCUGGUCAAAGAGUUACUGAAAAAUAGAAUUCUUUACCCAAGGAAUGAAGUCCUGCUGAUCCCAUUCCUCGGAAUCAAGUUAAUCAUUUUUCUCUCUCUUCGCUAUCAGUCAACAACCCCUUAUCUUUUAUUUGUCUUUCACACACACACACACACACACACACACACACACAAGGAUUGCAAAUGAAUAUGCUCUCGCUCAAUGUGCUUUUGCGACUGGGACUUAGGAAGAUCCUCAUUUGACUGCAAGGUGGAGUUGCCGUUUUUACUGCAUCUCAGCAAUCAGAGUGUGGGCAAAGUCCAGAUUGCACCUUGUACACGAGAAGGAGUGGGUGAUGUUCCUUCCAUGAGGCACGGCGGGAUCCUUUCUGCGCCUGAAAAUAAAUGUUUUUGGGUUUGCUCUGCGUGUGAUGUGAGGAUCUAACUGGAAAAACCAUGUCGGCCUGCGUGGUUGGGGCAGUUUAUGGAGCUUCAUCGAUAGAGCACUCUUUCAAUGCAAAUUCCCAGGUUAAGAUGGAAUAUCCUGUUGAGUCGAUGUGUGAGGAGUUGUGUCCGAUUUGUGGAGACAAGGUCUCUGGAUACCACUAUGGACUCCUAACUUGCGAAAGUUGUAAGGGCUUUUUCAAACGUACGGUCCAGAACAACAAACACUACACCUGUGUGGAAAACCAGAACUGUCCGAUAGACAAAACCCAGAGGAAGCGAUGUCCUUACUGCCGAUUUCAGAAGUGCCUGACAGUGGGGAUGAAGUUGGAAGCGGUGAGGGCAGAUCGCAUGCGGGGAGGCCGCAACAAGUUUGGGCCCUUGUACAAGCAGGACAGGGCAUUGAAGCAACAGAAGAAGGCUCUGGUCCACGGCAGCAGGGUCAAAUUGGAUCCCUCCGCGUACAUGAUGCAAAGCUUGUCGGCGGACCUGAAUGGGCCCGUCUCUGGUGAACGUCUACACUCAGCCUCCAGAUGCCUAUCCUUGAGUUACAACAGCCUGUCAUCGCCGACCCUAGACCAGGACGCCUCUCUGCCGGUCAACAUGUCCAUUGGGGCUCAUGGAUCCAUAGGAGGGUACCAAGUGUGCAGCCCCUUCCCCAGUUGCCACGUCAAGUCGGAGUACAUGGAAGCCGGCUGCUCCGGUAUGCAGGAGUCACUGCUCGGAAACCCGUACGUUGUGGCCUACAGGCCCGCGUCCAGCUCCGCCGUGCCACAGUUGAUGCAGGAGCUGGUGAAGUGCGAGCCGGACGAGGCGCAAGUCCGAGCCAAGAUCUUGAACUACCUGCAGCAAGAGCAGACGUCCAGAGGGAAGCACGAGAGGCUCAACACUUUUGGGAUCAUGUGCAAGAUGGCCGACCAAACCUUGUUCUCACUGGUGGAGUGGGCUAGGAGCAGCAUCUACUUCAAGGAGCUGAAGGUUGACGAUCAGAUGAAACUUCUUCAGAACUGCUGGAGCGAACUUCUAAUCAUGGACCACAUCUACCGGCAGAUGGCUCACGGGAAGGAGUCAAAUAUCCUUCUUGUCACUGGGCAACAGAUCGACUUGUCGACCAUCGCUUCACAAUCUGGAGCCGCGUUGAAUAAUCUGGUGAACCGCACCCAGGAAUUGGUAGCCAAGUUCCAGUCUCUGCAAACCGAUCACCAUGAGUUUGUCUGCUUGAAGUUCCUGGUCCUCUUCAGCCCAGAUGUGAAGAACCUGGAGAAUCGUCCCUUUGUGGAAAGUGUCCAGGAGAAGGUGAACAGGACUCUGAUGGACUACACCAUGUGCUUCCCCCAGCAGGUCGAUCAGUUCAGGCAGCUCCUCCUACGGCUCCCAGAGAUACGUGCCAUCAGCAUGCAAGCGGAGGAGCACCUCUACCUCAAGCACUUGAAUGGAGAUGUGCCCUGUAACAACCUGCUGAUUGAAAUGCUCCAUGCCAAGCAUGUGUGAAGGGCAAAAGAGAGUCAGAGAAUGAACCGAACAUCCUUGCACUUCCAAUGCAGUGCAACAAUGGAUACACAUUUGCACGUUGAUGGCCAGAGAGAAAAGACAACACAAGGCGGCAGGCUAAAUAAUAAAUACAGACCCUUUUUCUAAUGAUUCCAAUUUCUUCAGGGUUCUAUUGCUAAUGGAACCAUUCGAGAUAUUGUUAUUUCAUCGCAAGGUGAACCACAAUCUGCCACCAUACUUGCGUGGAACACCAAUCAUUUAUUGAAGUCCUCCAGUCAAAGCAAGAACAUUCAAGCUGGUGAAGAUGCGAGUGGAUUCCCAGUCAUUGUGCUGCAUGCCCAGUAAUCCAGAGGCAUGUUAGAAAGAUGAGUUCAAAUCCAACCAUGUAGACUCAUACAGCACAAGCUCUUCAUCCCAAUGUCUAUACUGACCCAUAUGCCCCAUCUACGCUUGUCCCACCUGCCCACGUUUUCUCCCCAUUCUUCUAAACCUUUCCUAUCCAUGCACUUGCCCAAAUGUCUUUUUAAAGUUUUUAAGAAGGAACUGCAGAUGCUGGAAAAUCGAAGGUACACAAAAUGCUGGAGAAACUCGGCGGGUGCAGCAGCAUCUACGGAGCGAAGGAAAUAGGCAACGUUCUAGGCAAAGUUGUUAUACUGUAGCACCUGCCUUAAAUAUGUUCCAUGGCAGGCCAAUUCAUACACCCACCAUACUCUGUGUGAAAGCAUUGCCACUUAGGUUCCUAUUAAAUCUUUCUUCUCCGACCUUAUGACCUCAGGUCUAUUCUUUCAAGUGCUUGUAAAAUAUUCCAGGACUCACCUCGGGUCCUUGUUUCCCCUAUCCUGGGUCAAAGGCUUUCACCAUAUCUACUCCACUCAAUAUUUUAUAUACUUUGAUUCGCCCUAUCUAUUCCUCUCAUGAUAUUAUUCACCUCUAUAAGAUCACCCC